AGAUGGCUCAUGAGGGUGGCGGUGCGGAUGGGUCGCCGCAGCACACGCCAUCGCCGCCGCACGCGCCACGCCUCCCCCUAGCAGACACCAGCUUCCAUCAACAGAUCAUGCAGAAUCAGAGCUCGAGAAAGAACCAUAUUGCGGAGAGAGCAAAACAAACAUUAGAGAAUAAUUUCCUGCUGCAACUAAAGAAGCAGCAACAGCUGCAACAGGAGAUCCUGCUCCAACACUUUCAACAACAGAGUCAGAAACUAGCGCAAGAACAUGAGCAACAGUUGCGACAUCACCUGAAGCAGAUGUGGGAGCAGCAGAAGGCGCUGGAGGAGGCGGCGCUUCGGGAAGCGAGAGAGGCGCGGGAGGCGCGCGAGGCUAGAGAGAGACACGAGCGAGACCGCGUCGAACUAAUGAGGAAGAAGGACAAGCUCGAACCUAGCGCCAAUGCAUCCACGCAGGUCAAACAGAAGCUACAGGAGUUUUUGAAGAAGAAAGCGGCCGCCAACGCUAACGGAACAGUACCUGGAUCACCCUACAGAAAUUGGGGCAUAGUGAAGUCGAGUAGCGGCGAGAGUAUAACGUCGACGGGCGCGGCGGCCACGCACCCGUACAGGCUGGCCGCGCCCCUCCCCCUCGCCGCCCUCAACGCCGCGCCGCCCCCGCCCUCGCCCAGCGACUACCCGUUGCGCAAGACUGCGUCGGAGCCCAACAUGCUGAAGGUGCGGCUGAAGGCGCGCGUCAUCGAGCGCCGCGCCUCGCCCCUCGCGCGCCGCCCGCUCAAGCAGCGCGUCAAGCAGCAUUGCGACGGCACCCCUAUCUCACCGCGGGGGUCGCCGCCAGGGGGCGGGGGCGGGGGCACGGCCACGCCCAUCCGCGAGGAGGAGGAGUGCGGGCGCGCGGCCGAGCUGCUGUUCUCCUCCCCCUCCAUGCCCAACAUCUCACUCGGCAGGCCGCACACCCAUCCACAUCCCCCGCCGCAGGUGUCGGUGUCGCUGCCGCCGGUAUCCGAGGCGGAGGCGUUCUGCCCGGCCGGCGUGGGUGUGGGCGUGGGCGGAGUGGGCGUCGGCGGGGUGGGCUUGGUGGGGGGGCGGCUGGGCAAGCGGCCGCUGGGCCGCACGCACUCCGCCCCCCUGCCGCUGGGCGACCCCGCGCUGCAGCCCCCCACCGCACACCACUACCUGCGCGACCAGAUACGGAAAACUGUGCUGACGCGGGCCCACGACGCGGCGGCGGCGCAGCUGCGCGAGGAAGAAGGCGAGGUGAUAGACCUGACGGCGCGGCGGACGGAGGCCGCCCCCGCGCUGCCCCCGGGCGCCCCCGCCGUCCCCGCGCCCCCCGCGGUGGAGCCGGCCCCGCUGGCGCGCGCGCUUUCCUCGCCCCUCGUGGGGGCGCGCGCCCCCGCCACCGGCCUCGCGUACGACCCUAUCAUGCUCAAACACGGUUGCGGAUGCGGCGCGCACGCCCCCACGCAUCCGGAGCACGGGGGCCGGCUGCAGUCCGUGUGGGCCCGACUGUGCGAGACCGGACUGGCGGGCCGGUGCGAGCGGACGAGGCCGCGCAAGGUGGGUACACCGAUGGCAUUUUACGCUCCUACGCACCUAAGCGGAACGUAUCGAGUCGAAUACUAA
Molecule: messenger RNA, 1622 nt
Organism: Diatraea saccharalis (sugarcane borer)
Lineage: Eukaryota; Metazoa; Arthropoda; Insecta; Lepidoptera; Crambidae
Source: the annotation of a GenBank genome assembly